Molecule: messenger RNA, 3841 nt
Organism: Monopterus albus (swamp eel)
Lineage: Eukaryota; Metazoa; Chordata; Actinopteri; Synbranchiformes; Synbranchidae
Gene: mis18bp1
Product: MIS18 binding protein 1
Exons: 16
Coding region: 174-3485 (1103 amino acids)
Cellular component (GO): chromosome, centromeric region
Source: RefSeq, a predicted model, not a curated record
GGUUCCUCGAACUACUCCACCGGAAAUGACGCAUCUGUUUUGGCAGUACGUCACAGACUUCUAGCCAAAGGCAGCAGAGACGUGGAGUUUGAAUUUUUGCGGGCUAACUAGCUAAAGUUAGUUGCUAAUACACACCGGAUGUAUAAUAAUCUGUUAACGUUCUCACCAAAGCUAUGGCGUCGUAUAAGCAUUUAUUACAACACGCGAAACCAAAGCAUGAGUCUCCUGCUAAGGUGUUUGCCAAGCUAAAAUCCAAAGUUCAGAGAGAAGCGAUGUGCGUGAAGGAGGAUGUUUUUACAGACAACGAUUCACCGUGUAAGGGUGGAGAGAAACAUGGAGCGCCUUUUAACUCGCAGAGGAAUAGAGCAAAGCAUUUCUGUGUGACCGAUGAACACAAGGAAAAUCACAGGUUUGCUUCUUGUAACGUUACCAGUGAAGUGCGGGCUUUGACCCUCUCGCCAAUAUCGAGUCCUCGGAAAACCGGGUACUCGUUGUCAGACAUUAGGAGCAAGCACGCUACGGAAACGCCUCCUGUGACUGAAAGGAUACAUGGUGUAAUGUCAAGAAAUGAACACACGCCAACAAAGAAAGCUUUUCUGGAAUCAGCAGCCGUGUCCCAUCACCUCUCCCAGGUCAACAGAGAGCAGCUCCACCCAGAGCCACCUCAGAUCCGAGACAUGUAUGCUUUCAGCAGGGCUCCGACGAAAAGCCAGCUGGCAGAAGAUGACUGUGUAAGGACUGAGGAGGAAUGUGCUUCUCCCAACAAACUGAUGUCUCCAGCCAAACUGUAUACCCCGAUAAAAAACAGAUUAAGGAAGAGAACAUGGGAGCAGCAGGAGUUUGAUAAAGUCAGCAACAGUACAAAGGUGGUCAGCACUGAACACACAAAUCAACAACAACAGAGGAAUAACACCCACAGUACUUGCAUGGAUGAUGAUCUGGGUGAUGUUAGAGGAUUCCCCGUUGAUGGGUCAGAAAUGACCCAGUUCACUCACGAACCCAUGUCCCCACCACCAAGAUCUGUUGCAGAGAACCGUUGCUUUGUUGUUCUGGAAAGACCUCCUCCAAUGAGUCUAGCUAAGAUGUUUGCUUUUAUGAAGGAGAGGGAACAUAAACGAGAGCAGCACAAAGUUGAUCAAGUCAGCAGCAGCACGAGGGAACGUUUUGAUGGGGGUAAUUGCCCUAAGCACAGAGACAGGCAGCUCUCCACAGCUCACAAUAAAAGUGAGCUUCCUGACAGCCACUCCAGACUCGAGCCACCUGACAGCCCGUCAGUUCCCUCUGAGGAUGUUCCCAUCCCCGCUGUGCCGUCACAACCUGUUUUGUACGAAGACCCGCUCUUGCUCAAUUCACCAGAGAUUUCCAUCCCAAAGAAACACGAGCCUGUGUUCACGCGCAACAAAUUGUCCCAGUGUGCAAAAUUCCCAAAUGAGAAUGUGAUUUAUCUCAAAAAGUGGUACCUGAGGAAAAGUAGUAAGGGCCUGUUUGUUGAUGGAAUUCACAGUGAGAAAAACAUACCAUGGAAGACUAACCUCGUUGCGGAAAGGGUGUCUAAUUAUGUAGUGAAGACUGUGUCUGGCACGGUUUAUGUUUUGGUUGGCAAGAUGAACUUGCAUGUUCAGUCUGACUUUUCCAAGUGGUUUUUGAGGAGAUUUGCUUAUGGUUUUCCUGUGAACUGGAAGUCACUUUAUGAGAAGUUUCUUUCAGAGUCAAGAGACACAAGCAGAAAAACUGAGAGGAACCGUGAUAGGGGCACCAUCAAAGCCAGGACAAAAUCUGAGGCAUCCUCCAUCAACCUCUCUGUAACACAGCACAGGCAAAAGCCUUUCAAGACACCUGAUACCUGUCCUCCUGCCUUCCCUGCUACAAAAGUGUCUCGGAGUGGGCGGGUGAUCAAGCCACCUCUCGAGUAUUGGAAAGGGGGAAGAGUCAUUCUGGAUGCCCACAUGAAUGUUACCAUCCAUGAAUGUUACAAUACCUCCACCUGCAUCCCUGAGGUCAACACAACAGUGUCUGCGAGGAUGUCACAGAAACCUGUCUGUGUGUUCCUACCCUGCAGUGAAGACCGUAAGCAGUACGAAUCAGCCAGUGAAGAAGAGGCUUCUGUACCAGUGAGGAAAGUUAAGGCUUCACUUCGUAGAUGUAACAAAGUCAAGGCUAUCCCUAAAGAGGAGUCCUCUAAUUCACCUGAACCUGCUGUGGAGACAAUUAGCAGCUCUCAAGAGUGGUCUGGAAGAACAAUGCAUAGCCGAAUGCAUCCAGCUUCAGAGAGGAUGUUGUAUGUGGACACAGUUCCUCAAAAGCAAAGGGAGCCUAAAAAGUCCUCAGCAAAAAAGUCAAAAAAACAGGCACAUGUGAAAGAGAGGAGACAGACUGUCGUAGCAUCCCCAGAAUCUCUCACUGUUAACGAUAAAUCAUUACAGCAAGAAUCAUCCGAUGAUGAGUUUUUCAUUAACAGGGCGAAACAAAGGAAAAGUGAGUUCAGGAUGAGAAGAGGGGAGAUUCUUAACAAGUCACAGAUAAGACAAGUUUCUCCAUCUAGUCAGUCAUCAGAGUCCUCUGAGAAGAACGUGAAGGGAUGGAGCAAAAGAACCAGAGAAGCCAAAAAUAUUGAUGCUGCACAAACACAGAGAAAAAGCAGCAAAACAUCAUCAUCCAUAACACUUUUACCUAAGUCACCGCAAUCUAGCUUGAAACGCAAGCCAAUUAAUACCAGGACAGUGGCUACACAAGAGCAAAAGAAGGACAAGCGGACCGAGGCAGAACUCAUGAAACUACAAGAGGCUGUGCCCUAUAAUCUUAAGAGCAUGACAGAUUACAGGGCUAAGGGGGCAGAAAUGGUAGGAACACAUUCUGCAGAAGAGUGCCUCACAUCCCGAGGAACAUCAGAGACUACUGCUAAGAAAACCAAGAAAUCCAAAAAGGAAAAGGUGGAAGCACCAAAGGAUCCAGUUCCUCUGAUAUCUGCUGGAGUGGGAACCUUAAAGAGGAAGCAGCAGGUGCGUCAGUUCUUGGAAACUAUGCCCAAAGAAGAUGUUGAUGACAUUUUCAGCUCCACACACAUGCAGAAUGAACAGUUUAGGAUCCCCUCCAUGUGUCCGAGUGAAAGCCCUGGCUUCACGCUGUCGGCUGAGGAAGACUCUCCCGUGACCCCCCUGUCGAAAGUUUUUCCUGAAGCAAAGACUCCUCAGUGUCUGGCUAUUACUCCUGGCAUGAUGGGCUCCCCAAAUAGGAACAAUGGCGACAAGAUGGUCUUUCAGUUGCAGAAGAGGACAAAACAGAGGCGGUUUAAUGUCUGCAAACCAUACAAACCAGCUCCAUCUUCAAAGAGUUUUGGACCCACGCCAUCAAUUAAACGAGAAAUGAGAAGAUGUGUUAAUACAGAAAAUGAUACCUUUGUCGUUUGGGAGAUGUUCCAAGAUGACGACAGACAACUGUCUGACAGUGAAGAGGAGGAGGAUUUCUAUUUCACUCAUGAUGACUGAUUAAAGUUAGAGCUGCAGUUAUUCACAUGAUUUAAAAUCAGUGGACGGACUUGACCUCAUCAAAUGUGAACAAUAAAACUGGUGCAGUUUUGCUUUCUGGUCAUUUACAUGUAAGGUGGGAUUGUGAAGGUUUUUUUUAUAUGUAAGUGCACAUUUGUGUGAAAGAAGUAAUUGUUGUAAAGUUUUUAAACGAUCUGAAAUGCGCUGUAUAAAAAUUAAAUGCAUUUUUGCGCUGAGACAUUUUUACCGGCUGUGAAAUUGCACUUAAUUUCAUAAUUGUUUUACAUCCUGUCAGAAACAGACUUGUUUCUGACAUUUCUGUAAAUGAUUUUUUUUUAGUUCAAAUCCCAAAGGUC